UCUCCUUCUUCAGUUCAUUUCUUCUUUCUCCCUGCUUGCAUGGCGUCCCUUUAUUUCACAACCCCGCAUUUCUCUCAUUUCAAAUCAGCAAAACCAAUCAAAUCUCUCAAUUCAAACGAACCGAUUCAUCUCACCCAAUUCAAUGGAUCCACCACGAAUCAUCAAACUUCGUACAAAUCUUACUUUCACGCCAUAUCUUCACUUUGCAAAGAUGGCCAAAUCCAACAAGCUGUGGACUUACUCACCGAAAUGGACUCCAGAAAUAUACCAGCUGGACCUGAAAUAUACGGUGAAAUCCUUCAGGGUUGCGUUUAUCAAAGAGAUCUUUCCACAGGUCAGCAACUCCAUGCUCAAGUUCUAAAGAACGGUGCUUUCUUUGCAAGAAAUGAGUAUAUUGAGACAAAGUUGGUAAUUUUUUACGCAAAGUGUGGUGCUUUUGAUAUUGCUAAUGAUCUGUUUAGUAGGUUGAGGGUAAAGAAUGUGUUCUCUUGGGCUGCCAUUAUAGGACUGAAAUGUAGAAUUGGGUUAAAUGAAGAGGCUUUAAUGGGGUUUCAUGAGAUGCAAGAAAAUGGGUUAUUGCCUGACAACUUUGUCGUCCCUAAUGCAUUAAAAGCUUGUGGUGCUUUGUUAUGGCUUGGGUAUGGGAAAGGGGUUCACGGGUUUGUGGUGAAGGUGGGUUUCGAUGGGUGUGUCUUUGUUGCAAGUAGUUUGAUUGAUAUGUAUGGCAAGUGUGGGGCUUUGGAGGAUGCCAGGAAAGUUUUUGAUGGUAUGAUUGAGAGGAAUGUAAUAGCUUGGAAUUCGAUGAUCGUUGGGUACAUUCAGAAUGGGAUGAAUGAGCAGGCUAUUGGGGUGUUCCAUGAUAUGAGAGUGGAAGGUGUGGAACCUAGUCAGGUAUCCAUAUCGAGCUUUUUAUCUGCUUCGGCUAAUUUAGGUGCAAUAGGUGAGGGAAAACAGGGGCAUGCCAUUGCUGUCGUACGUGGAUUUGAAUUUGACAGCAUUUUGGGUAGUUCUGUUCUAAAUUUUUAUUCCAAAGUUUGUUUGAUUGAGGAUGCCGAGCUAGUUUUCGAUAGGAUGCUUGAAAAGGAUGUAGUAACUUGGAAUUUGAUCAUUUCUAGUUACUUGCAUUGUGGUUUGACUGAUAAGGCACUCGAUAUGUGUCAUCUGAUGAGAUCCGAAAAUAUGAGAUUCGAUUGUGUGACUCUGUCAUCUAUAUUGGUUGCUGCUGCCAAUUCGAGCAAUAUAAAGCUUGGAAAAGAGGGUCACGGUUAUUGUAUUAGGAACAGCCUUCAGUCUGAUGUUGUUGUUGCUAGUAGCAUUGUAGAUAUGUAUGCCAAAUGUGGAAGAAUUGAUUAUGCCGUACAAGUAUUCUGUUCCACAACUAAAAAAGAUAUCAUACUAUGGAACACAUUAUUGGCUGCUUAUGCCAGAGUUGGCCAUAGCGGUGAGACCUUGAAGUUGUUUUAUCAGAUGCAGUUAGAGAGUGUAACACCAAAUGUAACAUCGUGGAAUUCUUUGAUUCUAGGGUUUGUUAGGAAUCGCCAGGUAACUGAGGCUAAAGAGUUCUUCUCGCAGAUGCAAUCCCUUGGUGUCCACCCUAACCUUAUAACCUGGACGACUCUUUUAACUGGUUUGGCUCAUAAUGGUUUUCACUAUGAGGCGCUAAAGAUUUUUCAAGAAAUGCAAGAAUCUGGGAUCAAACCCAACACUAUAAGCACCAGCAGUGCACUCUCAGCUUGCACAAAUGUGACAUCAUUACAGCAUGGGAAAGCAAUUCAUGGAUACGCUAUAAGGCACGACCUUGGCUCACAGAUCUCUAUUUCAACAGCUUUAGUUGACAUGUAUGCUAAAUGUGGAUGUCUAAGUCGAGCAAAGAUGGUGUUUGAUAAUAUCGCAAGCAAGGAAUUGCCUGUUUAUAAUGCAAUGAUUUCUGCUUAUGCAUUACAUGGUCAAGCUGGAGAAGCUCGUGCAGUGCUUAGAAAUCUAGAGGAAGCUGGUGUAGAACCGGAUGGUAUAACAUUUACAAGUGUCCUAUCUGCAUGCACCCACACCGGGCUUGUAAAUGAAGGUUUGGAGACUUUUGUUGACAUGGUUUCUAAACAUCAUUGCUCACCAAGCAUGGAGCAUUAUGGAUGUUUAGUUAGUCUUCUUUCUCAAUCAGGACGUGUAGAUGAAGCUUUCAGGCUUAUUCUCACAAUGCCAUAUGAGCCAGAUGCAGAAAUAAUCGGAACACUUCUUGCUAAAUGCAGAAAGCAUAAUGAGAUUGAACUUGUGGAGCAGUUAUCAAAGUAUUUACUAGAAUUGGAACCAGAUAAUUCAGGUAAUUAUGUGGCAAUUUCAAAUGCAUAUGCUGCUGCAGGAAGGUGGGACGAAGUAUCCAAAAUAAGGGAUUCAAUGAAAGAAAAAGAUUUAAAGAAGAGCCCCGGGUGCAGUUGGAUUCAAGUAGGUGAAAAACUUCAUUCCUUUAUUGCUGGUGAUGGAUCACACCCCAGUACAGAGGAAAUACAAGCUACACUGGAUUUAUUGGGAACUGAUAUGAAUUCCAGUGCUUAAAAAUCAGAUUCGUAGGUAAAUAUUAAGUGCUCCAAGGAGACUCAAAAGAGGGUCAGAUUUAACUGAAAAGAAGCAAACAACGGGUACUUUUGCUUCGCAUCAAGAAUUGACCAGAAUGUUCAGCCUGGAAUGCGUCACCGAGAUGUUGAUGCAGAUUCAUCUGGAUUACCUGGCUGGAUAGAGCUAGCCGCACUAAACAUGUUGAAAGGAUGGAGAAUACACCUCGACUCAGUUUAAUCUGUACAGCAACUUGCAAAAAAACCCAAGGUGUUUCUGUUCAUAUUCAGAAA
Messenger RNA from Hibiscus syriacus, 2840 nucleotides. Its product is annotated as pentatricopeptide repeat-containing protein At5g55740, chloroplastic. Gene Ontology annotation, biological process: RNA modification. The record is from RefSeq and is a predicted model, not a curated record. Lineage: Eukaryota; Viridiplantae; Streptophyta; Magnoliopsida; Malvales; Malvaceae. Gene Ontology annotation, molecular function: RNA binding; protein binding. Bases 40 to 2550 code for a protein of 836 amino acids. The transcript has 2 exons.